This is a messenger RNA of Macrosteles quadrilineatus (aster leafhopper), 1227 nucleotides long. RefSeq lists its product as uncharacterized. Bases 265 to 1155 code for a protein of 296 amino acids. NCBI's taxonomy places the organism in Eukaryota, Metazoa, Arthropoda, Insecta, Hemiptera, Cicadellidae. The transcript is spliced from 5 exons. Gene Ontology annotation, biological process: synapse organization. The record is from RefSeq and is a predicted model, not a curated record. Gene Ontology annotation, cellular component: neuron projection membrane.
GUCCCGGUAACAUCGUGUGUGUUAGUGAUACACCUCUACCCAGUGUGUCAAGUGUGGAAGAUUGUGCAAGGGUGUUCGUAUCAAAGGUUUAGGAAACAUAGGGUGGAAACUUAAAUCAAAUGAACGUUGCAAACAUCUCAACAUUAGUCGUUAAACGACUCCUAUCAAAUGUCUAGGAUUUAAAAUUUGUCACAUAGUUUUUGUGUUUAAACAAUGGUGUUUGAUGUGCAUCUAUCUCGCCGGUAGUGUGAAAUAUUUGUAGACAUGUUCGGUAUGCAGCAACUCAGACUUGCCUCAAGCCUGUUUCUGCAUCUUGUCACGGCGUUUAUGGAUAUCGACCUAACUAAAGGGGCAGUAGUAGACACAAACAACUAUUGGGAGCAACCCUUCUCACAACCGUACUUUGACAACUCUACGCGCAGAGAAGUAACCACCACGGUUGGUCAGAGCGCGUAUCUACACUGCAGAGUGCGCAACUUGGGGGACAGAGCGGUUUCUUGGAUCCGCAAGAGGGACUUGCAUAUCCUCACAGUCGGUAUCCUGACGUACACCAACGACCAGAGGUUCCAGUCUCUACACUCUGAUGGGACGGACGAGUGGACGCUCAAGGUCAGUUCGCCUCAGCUCAGGGACUCUGGGACAUACGAGUGUCAAGUGAGCACAGAACCCAAGAUCAGCUUGGCCUUCAAACUCAACGUCGUCAUAUCCAAAGCCAAGAUCCUGGGCAAUCCAGAGCUGUUCAUAAAAGCAGGGAGUGACAUCAACCUGACUUGCGUAGUGCUACAAACACCAGACCCACCGUCCUUCAUAUACUGGUAUCGCGGCGCACACGUCAUCAACUACUCCCAGCGUGGAGGAAUCAGCGUGGUCACCGAGAAACAGACAAGAACAUCACGCCUCCUGAUCGCGCGAGCUCUGCCGGCAGACUCUGGGAACUACACCUGCUCCCCUUCUAGCAGUGACUCAGCUAGUGUGCUGGUUCACGUGCUCAACGGUGAGUCAUGGGAACACCCAGCGGCCAUGCAACAUGGCAACAGCAGCAGUAGUGCUGUAACUAGGCUAUUACCUACCUUACUUCUAGCAUUGUGUCACAUUCUACAGUACAUGGGAGAUAACUCAAUGUAUCCAUCCACAGGACCUGUCGUCAAUAGGUGAUCUUUUUAGAACAACCAAGGACAUUAUUUGACUUCAUCCACUGUGAAAAACAUAGAAAAACACAUUUGCAAU